Messenger RNA from Branchiostoma floridae (Florida lancelet), 2054 nucleotides. RefSeq lists its product as uncharacterized. The coding region runs from base 647 to 1081 and encodes 144 amino acids. The transcript is spliced from 4 exons. Lineage: Eukaryota; Metazoa; Chordata; Leptocardii; Amphioxiformes; Branchiostomatidae. The record is from RefSeq and is a predicted model, not a curated record.
CGCGUAUAGUAAACAUUCCGGUAAAUAAAAAUGUAUUGUCUACGCCUUGUGGAAUAGGGUUAUGCGCAUGCCCCAUUCAAGAUUUCCGCAUCGCCGAAUUUGGACAGUUGACGUGUCAGUGUUGCUGAGACACAUGCAUAUAGAAUCAAGUUGGACCACUUCAGUCGUUCCCGCACAAUUCUUCUUGAGAGGAGGGAACAGUCCGCUUCGAAGUCUUAAAGAUCAUACCAAAAGACCACGGACUCAUGAGAAGAAGAAGCCGUUACGAAAGAAUCUUUUUCGAUAAGUUCAUGGGUUGGACCUUGAAGGCAAUGACUUGACGGUUUGGGGAAGAGAAAAAAAGAACUGUUUUAGCUACCAGGUCACCAGAUGGUCAGGACGACUCCAGGGCAGGCAUCCUGAGCAGACAACUACAGCAGCAGCCCCCACUCGGCAUAAACUGGGCCUAACCCUGGGUUUUACCAGUCGAACAUUUCCAUUGGCAUCAGAGCUGACAGGUUUCGUGGUUGGUGGAAUCAUUUCCAGUGUUCACAUUUGCUCCACAACGACGCGGCUGUGCAUUGAUAUAUCCAGAGACAGAUGCCAUAGUUAAAAUAAUAUAGUUUGACUCUCAAACUUGGUGCAAGAAGAAGAAGAAGGGUCUAAGAUGAUGUCUUAUAUCGACCCUCCCGAGGCCAUGAGUUGCAGCAGUAUUUCCAGCGCCGGUAGGACGAGCCCGGCAGCCCCGCCGCCCACUGGGUGUUACGGAAGACCAGAUCCACAGAUCGUCCAUGUUCGAGUGUCACCGCCUGAAAGCUCACUUAGCUUAGCAGAAGGACAGACAUCGCAGGAUACCGAGGCCCGGGGUGACCAGAAAAAGGAACAGCAGGCUAUUCCACACAGGUGGCAGCUGACACCACAAGAUGAAAAGACGCAAGCUCUGUUUAACUUCAACGAAACCGCGCUACCACCGAAGAGUGAGUUCUACCCAGCGGACGAGAACAUAUCUGAGAAGUUGAAGCUCCUUUAUGGAGAGAGCAAAGUCAGUCCGUGUUGCCAGAAAUGUUCACCUUGUUGUUGUUCUUGUUGUGUCAUCCAAUAGCCCCCUACCCUUAGGAAACUAUCAGUUGUCAUACACAUCAUUUAAUUUCCAUCUGUCAUCAGUAUUAUUUGCAUCUUCCUUCAUUUUGUAUUUCGCUUAGUUUAGUUUUGCUUAUGUCCUUGUAUAUAUAUGUAUAGUGGUGCCAUUAAUAUAAGAUGAUAACUUGAGUGUGUCACCACUACGUCUGUCUUAUCUGGCAAAGUGAAUAAGAAAAACUAUCAGUACUGAAAUGUGACUGUCAGUAACUGUUAAGUUACUGUCAGUACCAGUAACAUAACUCUAAGUUAUUAUUACUGAUUGGUUACAAUCAGUUACUGAUUUAACUACAAAAAGUGAUCAGUUAUUUUUUUAAUACAUAGUAUUUGUCAUGGCAGUAGGACUUCAGCAGCAAACUAGUACUGGCGGUAAGAUUCCAGUGCUGAUAGCUUUCUAUACCCGUUUUUUAACAUGUUCUUGUAUUGUUCUUGUGUUAUAAUAGUCCCCUACGUUUCGGAAACUAUCAGUACUGAAAUUCGUCUGUCAGUAACUGUUAAGUUACUGUCAGUCAGCACCAGCACCAGGUUUCCUGUGAGUUAUCAUGACUGGUUACUGUCAGUUACUGAUUCAACUACCAAACUUUUUUAACUGAUCAGUUACUGAAUGAUGGCACAUCUUGUGAAUAGUGAGCAUUUUUUACAACAGUAAGAUUUCAGCAGCAAACUAUUACUGGACGUCAGUAAGAGUCCAUGUCCAGUACAGAUAGUUUUCUAUACCCAUAUUUAACGUGUUCUUGUGUGAAAUGUCUCUGUGGCGAUGCCAAAAAUUCAAUGACUUCCCAUCAUUAUGCUAACAAUUCUUUUACCAAAGUUUGUGCAUUAUCAUGAAUCUGACCGUUGUUUCUUUCACAUGUAAUGUAGUAUUCUAAUGUCACUUCUAUCCCAAUGUUCUUAAUGUUUAGAUUAUAGAUAGAAAUAAAUACUCUUUCGGAAUUGAA